This is a messenger RNA of Lasiosphaeria miniovina, 1875 nucleotides long. RefSeq names its product alpha-1,2-mannosyltransferase Kre5. Gene Ontology annotation, biological process: cell wall mannoprotein biosynthetic process; protein N-linked glycosylation. The transcript has 5 exons. Gene Ontology annotation, cellular component: membrane; Golgi apparatus. The coding region runs from base 184 to 1716 and encodes 510 amino acids. Gene Ontology annotation, molecular function: alpha-1,2-mannosyltransferase activity. Lineage: Eukaryota; Fungi; Ascomycota; Sordariomycetes; Sordariales; Lasiosphaeriaceae. The record is from RefSeq and is a predicted model, not a curated record.
CCCCUCGAUACCAGACGACAACGAUUGCGGAGGAUUCCGUUCAACACGCUGCAUUCGCGAUUGCAACUCCCGCAGUUGUCCAUAGCGACACCUAAUACCCCCUUCCCCGUGCCACUCGUGCGCGCAUACCCACAGGACAAACACGCCACCAACCCCGACAUCUCUCCCUUGGAGUCCAUCGCCAUGGAUCUCCUCCGCCGAGCCGGGAGAUUCGUUCCCGCCCGGAGGCGUCCCCAACUGCCACUCAUGGACGAGAAAAAGAGGAACAAGCCGCGGAGGACAAUAGAGUCGCGCCUCGCCUACCUUAGGAGGCCGCUGAGGUUAAGAGGCAACUCGAGCAUCUCGGUGCCUCUUGGCAUCGUCGUUCUCUUCCCCUGCAUUGUUGUCAUCUUGAUACUGGUGCUCUUUGUCAAGCACCCCAGCUCUCCUGGGCACAUACUCAUGCCCGCCGGUGCCCCGCCUGCUAUAAGAAAGAUCAGUGAAAAGUACGACUCGGUCUUUGUCACGGGCUGCGAUGUGCCAGACCCGACUAAGCCAAAAGCCAACGCGGCCUUUGUCGUGCUCGCGCGGAACUCGGAAUUAGAAGGCGUGAUACAGUCCAUCAAGUCGAUCGAGCGCCACUUUAACCGAUGGUACCACUACCCAUACGUAUUUCUCAACGAUGGCGACUUCAACUCGACCUUCAAGGAGACCGUCAAGAACUACACGUCGUCGUCUGUCGAGUUCGGCAAGGUUGGACCCGAGAUGUGGGGCUUCCCUGACUGGGUCGACCCCAAGGUUGCCAAGGAGGGCAUUGCCAAGCAGGGAGACGCCGCCGUCAUGUACGGCGGGAUGGAGAGCUACCAUGCCAUGUGUCGCUUUUACUCGGGCUUCUUCUUCAAGCACGAGCUUCUGCAAAAGUACGAAUGGUACUGGCGCUUGGAGCCCGAGAUCAAGUACUUCUGCGACAUUACAUACGACCCCUUCAUGGCCAUGAUCGAAAGAAACAAGACGUAUGGGUUUACCAUCGCCGUCAAGGAACUGCGCGAGACUGUUCCCAACAUCUUCCGCUACGCAUCGGCGUACAAGCGCAUGAACAACCUGACUUCCAAGGGCUUGUGGGAGAUGUUUGUCGAGCCGCAGCCGGACAAGGAGCCCGAGGUGCCCGAGGACGACCCCAACUACAAGGCGCCCCUGCCCGAAGAGAUUCUGCGCAGUGAGCCAGGCCGCAACGGCCUGCCCGAAAUCGACUACGAGGCCAUGGAGGGCGAGAAGUACAACAUGUGCCAUUUCUGGUCCAACUUUGAAAUUGCCCGCCUUGACUUCUUCCGGAGCAAGGAAUACGAGGAUUUCUUCCAGGUCAUGGACCGCAGCGGCGGUUUUUGGAUGGAGCGGUGGGGCGACGCACCCAUCCACUCCCUCGCCGCCGGCGCUCUCCUCUCGCCCCGCGACAUUCACUACUUCCGCGAUUUUGGCUAUCGUCACACCACAAUCCAGCACUGUCCGGCCAACGCGCCGGCACUCCAGCUCCCGCGCGAUCCAUACCUAGAAAAAACAACGCUAGAUGAGCGCAAGCGACACGACGAGGACAAGUACUGGGACGAGUUCGACACGCCCAAGGAGAACGGCGUCGGCUGCCGCUGCCGCUGCGACACAGACAUUGUCGACGUCGAGGGCAAGGAGGGCAGCUGCCUGGCCGAGUGGGUCGACGUGGCGGGCGGAUGGGCCACGCCAUAACAAACCGGCCUCCGACGGCCCGGCCUGGCCUGACCCACAGCUAUAUCGUACCGCUGCUAUCACGACGCGCCCACGAGUCCACGUCUAUCUCUUCCGCUCUGUCUCCGACGGCCCGGCCUAGCCUGACCCACAGCUAUAUCGCGCCGCUGCUAUCACGAC